Messenger RNA from Micromonas commoda, 507 nucleotides. RefSeq lists its product with no specific name. The annotation marks the transcript as partial. Gene Ontology annotation, cellular component: nucleolus. Lineage: Eukaryota; Viridiplantae; Chlorophyta; Mamiellophyceae; Mamiellales; Mamiellaceae. The transcript has a single exon. The record is from RefSeq and is a predicted model, not a curated record. Gene Ontology annotation, biological process: small-subunit processome assembly; endonucleolytic cleavage to generate mature 5'-end of SSU-rRNA from (SSU-rRNA, 5.8S rRNA, LSU-rRNA); endonucleolytic cleavage in ITS1 to separate SSU-rRNA from 5.8S rRNA and LSU-rRNA from tricistronic rRNA transcript (SSU-rRNA, 5.8S rRNA, LSU-rRNA). Gene Ontology annotation, molecular function: RNA binding.
AAGAAGGUGCUCAGCGAGAAGGCGCUGAAGAAGGCGCGCGCGGACCAGGCCAAGCGGGGGGUCGUGUACCUCGGGUCGAUCCCGCCCUUCAUGAAACCUCAGAAGCUCAGGCAGCUGUUGACCCCGUACGGCGACCUGGACAGGAUGUACCUCAUGCCCGAGGAUCCCGAGAUUCGCGCCAGGCGCAAAAAGUUCAAGGGGAACACCGGUAAGAACUUUGUGGAGGGUUGGGUUGAGUUCAGGGACAAGAAGAAGGCCAAGGCGUGCGCGGCGAUGCUCAACGGAACGCAGGUGGGCGGCAGGAGGCGCGGCGCGCACUUCUCCGAUCUGUGGAACAUGAAGUAUCUCCCAAAGUUCAAAUGGGACAACCUCACGGAGGAGAUUGAGUACCAGAAGGCGCUGCGCGAGCAGCGCAUGCAGCUGGAGCUCAGCGUCGCGAAGAAGGAGCGCGAUUUCUACCUCCAGAAGGUGGAACAGGCGAAACAGAUCGAGAAGAUGAGGGAACGA